Messenger RNA from Trichomonas vaginalis G3, 498 nucleotides. Its product is annotated as FAD-NAD(P)-binding family. The record is from RefSeq and is a predicted model, not a curated record. Lineage: Eukaryota; Parabasalia; Trichomonadida; Trichomonadidae. The transcript has a single exon. The coding region runs from base 1 to 498 and encodes 165 amino acids.
AUGGUUGGCUCUGGACCUCCAGCAUUUAGAACUGCACAGUUAAGAGCAUUGAUAAAGAAAGGUAUUGUUAAAUUCAUUGGUGGAAAUCCAAAAUUAGAAAUCAAUGAAAAAGGAUUUGUUGUUUCAAGUCAAAACUCAAACAACGAACAAAUAACUGCCAAAUAUUUAGUUGAUGCUUGGAUGCAUAGAACAGAUGCAACAAGGCCAAGAGAAGGACUUACAAAGUCCCUCUUGGAAACAGGAAUUGCUCGGCUUUAUUCACUCAGAAACACAAAAGGAGAAAAUGUUCCGACUCCAUGUCUCGAAAUCGAUCCUAUGACAAGAAGACUUGUUAACAAUGACGGAAAAAUCGAUCAAAGAGUUCACUUGAUUGGAAUUCCAACAUGGUCUCAAAUGCCUGACACAACAAUCAGUCCAAUGCCAGGAACUGACUCAUUGAUGCUCCAGGAAACUGAUAAAGCUGCUGUUAGCGCUGCUAAAAUUGUUGGUGCUUGGUAA